This is a messenger RNA of Bombina bombina (fire-bellied toad), 1417 nucleotides long. RefSeq names its product G protein-coupled receptor 87 (gene GPR87). Gene Ontology annotation, biological process: G protein-coupled receptor signaling pathway; negative regulation of adenylate cyclase activity. Lineage: Eukaryota; Metazoa; Chordata; Amphibia; Anura; Bombinatoridae. The transcript has 3 exons. Gene Ontology annotation, molecular function: G protein-coupled purinergic nucleotide receptor activity. The record is from RefSeq and is a predicted model, not a curated record. Gene Ontology annotation, cellular component: membrane. Bases 269 to 1327 code for a protein of 352 amino acids.
UUGUCAUUUGCAAUGGAUAAAAGAUACUUGACUCUCACACAGGUGUCCAAGCUGGUUUAAUGCUACAUUUUAUUUCAAAGUGCUGGAGGAGCAAUGAAUUGUGUCUGCUAAUUUUAAAAUAUUACUUCCAUCACAUUACCAUUAUGGGGGGCAAGUUCAAACCUAGAUCUGAUGCCUUAUGAGUUGGACCAUGAAGACUGAGGGAAAGAGGUGAGACACUAUAGAACUGGAGCCAGUAUCCCUUCUGGAGAAGACAUAAAUAACAGCUAUGGAAGCACAGCUGCGCAGGGAGUUGCCAGGAACCCACAAAGAAGGAGUUUACCCAAAUAUAACUAGCCCUGGAGGAGACUCUACAACUUUCAGUGAAAUUAUAAGAAUUGUGUUACCAAUAUUAUACCUAAUCAUCUUCUUGGGAAGUGUCAUGUUGAAUGGACUAGCAGUAUGGAUUUUCUUCCACAUAAGAAACAAAACCAGUUUUAUAUUUUACCUCAAGAACAUUAUGGUUGCAGAUCUUCUGAUGACAGUAACUUUUCCUUUUAAAAUCAUGCAGUCAUCUGAAAUUGGACCAUGGAAUAUCAAUGUCUACAUUUGCAGAUACACCAGUAUCUUGUUCUACACAAGCAUGUAUAUUAGUAUUGUGUUUCUCGGAUUAAUUAGCAUUGAUAGAUACCUAAAGGUUGUGAAACCAUUUGGAAGUUCAAAAAUGUACAGCAUAAAGUUUACAAAAGCUGUUUCUGCUUGUGUUUGGCUGGCUAUGUGCAUACUUGCCUUGCCAGACAUCAUCCUUACAAAUGUUCAACCAAAGAAAAGCAGCAUAAAGGAUUGUAUGAAACUGAAAAGCCCAUUUGGAGUGAAAUGGCAUGAAGCUAUCGUUUAUAUUGAAAUUUGCGUUUUUUUCAUUGUGAUGAUUGUUUUAAUUGCAUGCUACAUUUCAAUAUCUCGUCACAUACAAAAAUCCACCAAACCUUUUAUAAGUUGCUCAAGUCGUAUGCGCAGACAUAAUCAGAGUAUCCGUGUGGUUGUGGCAGUAUUUUUCAUCUGUUUUUUGCCCUAUCAUUUGUGCGCAAUCCCCUUUACAUUCAGCAAACUGGAUAAAAUUGUAAGCGAAUAUGUAUAUACCAUCUUGCUUUACUGCAAAGAAUCAACUCUUUUUCUGUCUGCAUGUAAUGUGUGUCUAGAUCCUAUCAUAUAUUUUUUUAUGUGCAGAUCCUUUUCAAGAAGGCUUUUUAACCGAUCUAGUAUCAGAUCAAGAAGUGAAAGCAUUAAAUCACUUCAGAGCAUCCGAAAAUCUGAAGUCCGAAUAUACUGUGAAUAUACAGAAGUGUAAAAUAGGAGAUGAUUGUAAAAUGACUGUAAAAUGUUGUGUAUAUUUUAUUUUUAUAUCUGAAUAUUGACUUUAUAAAAAAAAAUGUAAAUA